Molecule: messenger RNA, 2740 nt
Organism: Acanthoscelides obtectus
Lineage: Eukaryota; Metazoa; Arthropoda; Insecta; Coleoptera; Chrysomelidae
Source: the annotation of a GenBank genome assembly
GCUCAGUCCUGCGCCUUCCAAAACCCUAGAAGCAGACAUAGACAUGUUUGAUCGAUAGCCAUUAUGAAUCCACGGUAACAAUCUAUUACGCUUGUCGUGGAAUGAGUAAUACCUCAAAGUCAAUCAUUUUAGACCAUUUUUGUCGUUUUUGAUAAGUAUAUGAUUUUGGCAAUAUGGAUAACGAUAACUCGGCGCAGUUAGAAGAGCAGGUGAAGAACCUCGAACCUCGCGUAGCUUCGAAUGAUCCCAAUGAAAGAAAGUUAGCGAGAAGACUCAGGAUAGAAAGAAGAUGGACCACCAUCAAAAGGAUGACCAUGGGGCAUGUGGAGCUCACAAACGAGAUUGAACUUGAUCCGGUAGAGCAACAGAAACAGAAAAGUGCUGAGAUUCUACAGAAGUACAUUACAGAGGCUGACGAAUAUAUUACGAAUGUAAGAGUGGCUAGUGAUACUCGUGAAGCUGUUCGAAGAGAAGCUGAAGGAAUCGGUAGGAAAAUUUCAGAACAUUCAUAAAAGAAUCAGGUAGAGAAAAAGUAAUAGAUCAGCUGAACGCGGAAGCUGAGGCAGCUACGGAAAAAUUCCGCGAAAUCGCCGAAAAAUGGUCGAAAAUUCAACAAUACAACGAUCCUCUGCAUAUCCACGAAGACAUAGCAAGUCAAAAGGAAAAGUGCGACUUACUGAUCAGGCAAAAGGAUGAAAUCAUUGCCAUGUUGAGAAAUGAGCUGAAAGAAUCUGAACGAAAAUUCACUAAAGACCAAGAAAAACAAAUAAAUGAUAUCAAUAUAUUGACACAGAGAAUAGAAAAACAGAUAACGUUUAUGAGGAAGGCCUACCAAAAGGAGUAUGAGCUAAUCGAAGAAGUACUUAUGAUGGAAAGGAAAAAUGUCAUCGAAUCAAAUGAUGACAAAUGGGAUGAUCUCAACAAGAGACGUGAACAGCAAGAAAGUUUAAACUCGGAAAAGAAAUUCCAGCGGCUGGAAGAAUUUAACGAAAAGAUGACACAGACACGCAUCGAUAACCAGGAAAAGUUCAGAAAAACGAAAAUUGAACUUGAAAAAGAUAUCGAGUUCUUGCAAAGAGAAUUGCAAAGAAUCAAAACUCUAGCUCUCUUUAACAGUGAAAAACUAGACUACAACUAUCAAAUACUGAAAAAAAGGGAUGAUGAGAACCUCAUAAUCAAGUCACAGAAUAAAAGACGGAUGAACAAGCUCCAGGAUGUAAUAAACAGCAUAAAAGACAAAAUAACUGAUUAUGAAACUUCAACAAAUAACCAAAUCAAAAAUCUGACAGAAGGAAUAAAAAGAUUGCAUAGAAGCAUAAUGGACAUUGAUGCGAAAGCAAAUAGAUUUGCCACAAUCAGCGAAGAGAAAUUCCAUAAAGUAUGGAAAGUUAACAAGUCUAUAGUAGAGAAGAUAUUGAAAAGAAUUAUAGAAACUGAUAGAGUUCUGCAUGAACAACAGAUGGGUAUUGAAUGGGAGCCUCCUUCCAAAAUUGUUCUUCCAAAGACCCAAUUACUAUCUUAUCAAAAUGCUUUGGCGAUACUUCAUCCGUCCAUAACGUCAACAUUAUCUUAUCGUAGACGUGUGAGCUCUGUAGGUAUGGUAAGUAAGCAGAGCGAAGUUUCUAGUAAGAAUUUGCUCCCACGGGCAGGCCGAAAACCAGCAGCAGAUCUACCCCCUCCAGAAGAAUGUGAUGCCAACUCUACAUAUAAAAGACUAGCAAAGAUGAUUUUGAAGCAGCUGUCUGACAAAUCGGGUUUUCUUUCAGAACAACAGUUGAGACGUUUGCUAAAGGGCUACCAAGAUGACCAGAAUACUCUAGUUACAUUGAACAACAUCUUUGAGUCACUAAAGGUAAAAGACAAAAAGGAUAUAGAUCUACUUAUUGAUUACUUUGUCUCAUAUGCCCAUUGUCCAGUAUGUGCUGGUCACGAAGGAAAUGAAGGUAUGUCGCUGAGCAGAUUCAAUUCCCAAGUCUCUCGUCUGUCGACUAUAUUGACUGGUGGUGACCAAGAGGAAGCUAUCGACAUCCAGGAGCUAGAUAAAGCGUAUUAUGCUAUACAGCAACCUGAAGAGAUCAUUGAUGAAGUUGUUAUGGAGCUAGUUACUUCAGAAACAUUCUUGGAGGAAAGAGGUUUACCCGAGCGUGAUGCUUUAGAUGAAAUUUGUGGAGAAGCUAUGUUGGACCAAUAUUACAUGGAUGCUAACGAGUUAAGAGGAGUGACCAAGAAGAAAAUAUUCUUGGCUGAUGAAAGAUUCUUAUGCCAAUUCAGUCAUCCCUUGGUGAUCAGUUCGAUCUACAGCAUCAUUGCUCUAAAAGAGUUCGUUGCGGGCUACUUUAAGCCAGGUAAAGGACUGUCCACAACAAAAGAAAGACUUGAACGGAAACGGAAUACAAUAUCGCGGUUGCUGGAUAAUCAAGACAUAGUUUACUUCUGGGAGCAAUACAAAGAAGUAUUUAAUGCUGAUAGGCAGAGAGUAUGGGAUGCCCUUCUGGAAGGAAUGACAAGCUACCACGAGAUACUUAAGAAGCGUAAGCUUCUUUGUGAUGAGGUUGUAAGUCUUAGAAAGCAGAAUGACGAUCUGAAAAGACUACUAGCGAAUUAUAUUGACCACAAAAGGUUCAUGCCACCACCUUGCUCGGAUCAAGCAAACUGUCUCAAGACAUCUGCGCCGCCUUAUACCUCUUCCAAGUAGUUAUUUCUAUUUUUAUAAUUUAAAUAAAAUGGUAAAAGUAUCAAA